Messenger RNA from Dictyostelium purpureum, 171 nucleotides. RefSeq lists its product as uncharacterized. Bases 1 to 171 code for a protein of 56 amino acids. NCBI's taxonomy places the organism in Eukaryota, Evosea, Eumycetozoa, Dictyosteliales, Dictyosteliaceae. The record is from RefSeq and is a predicted model, not a curated record. The transcript has a single exon.
AUGACGAUAAUUAGAGAACGAGUUAGAAAAGAUUACGACAAACGAGGAUUAUUGUAUAGAAAUAAGAAGCAUAGAAAGCUUGGACAUAUGAAAGAUAUAUCAGAGAAAUUCAGUUCAACUCAAGAAACUAUCAUUCCAAGUACUAUGGAUAGAGAAGAAAAGGGAUUAUAG